AUACAAUUUAGCCUUCUAUUGCCCUUAUAAAAGAGUAACUUCGGUAACUACUGUCGUCAUCAAAGCGAUAUUGAGAAAGAAAUUUGACUGGAGCAUAGCAAUAGAGAUGGUUGAAACGACUUGAAAAAGUUGUUUUCAAAUAUUUGGUGAUCUGCUCUUGAAUCAGAAAGGGAAAAUUAAAUUCUAUUGCUCCACUUCUCCACUGAUUUUUCACCACCUUUUAUCAUUGUGAGGCGCGGCUGGUGCUGGUUGUUUGCAGAAGGUUUUAUUUAUCAAAGUCAUGGCAAAAGUUUCUUCUCAAAUGCAACUAGCUUUUACUGUCAUCAUCACAUUUAUCUUCCUCCCACUUUUUUUUAGUCAAUUUCUGGUUACUGCAGAUCAAAUGUACACAUCUUCUUGUAAACCUUUUAGCUGUGGUACUUUCACUAAUUUAAAGUAUCCUUUUUGGAAUGUGAACACCCAACCAAGUUAUUGCGGACAUCCCCAAUUCAAACUUGAGUGUCAAAAAGGUCACUUGAUUAUUGAAAUUAAUUCACAAAAAUUUUAUAUUCUUUCCAUAAAUCAAAGCUCUCAACUUUUGAGGAUUUCAAGAGAGGACUUUUAUGAUAUUGAUCCUAAUCAUAAAAAAUAUUGUCCUAAGGAUUAUAUCAAUGUGGACGUGGAUUCACAUUUUUUCAACUACACUUCAAAUAAUGAAAACUAUACUGCAUUAUAUGAGUGUGGUCAUCUUCUUCAACAUUUGAUUUUAGAAAUUUCUGAUGGUUUUGUUUGCCGAAAAAAGGACAUGAUGCAGGCUGUCUAUGUAGUCUCAAAUUCUAAAUUGUCUGAUUUCGUUACCAUGAAUUGUAAAAAUAGAAUCACAAUUCCUGGAAUAAAAAACACUUCUACCAAUUCCUCGGAUGUCGUGAUGGGAUUUUUAAACAAAGGAUUUGAAGUUAGGUGGAGCGGGGUGGGGGAGGAAAAAUGUCGUGCUUGCAUGAGAUCAGGUGCGACAUGUGGCUUUGACAGAUCAAAAAUUGAAGUUACAUGUCUCUUCAAGAGAUCUGCGACAGCCAAAGUGGUUGUUGCUGGAGCAUGGAAUUUGAAGAAGAAACUCCUUGUUGGUGGUAUUUCUGCUGUGUUGCUAACACUGGCUAUGAUUGCAAUCAUAUAUAUUUAUUGGCGCCGACACAAUAACCACUACGCUGGAUCAUAUGCACAAUCUGUGAAACUGACUUCUCAUCCUUCGAGACAAGAAAGUCAACGAUUUGAUAGAAAUCAAUAUUUUGGUGUUCAGUACUUUACAUGUGAUGAUCUUAAGGCCGCAACAAAUGAUUUUUCAGACCAAAUAGGAGAUGGGGCCAGUGGGGAUGUAUUUUAUGGAGAACUACCUGAUGGUCGACGCAUUGCGGUUAAAAAGAUUAGUGACAACGGCAGACUUGAUCUAUUCCUCAAUGAGCUUGAAACCCUAUCCUAUCUGUCUCAUCCAAAUCUGGUAUCUUUAUAUGGAUGUACAUCUUCAAGAGGUCCUGAUCUUAUGCUUGUAUAUGAAUACGUUACCAAUGGAACUGUAUAUGAACAUCUUCAUGGUGACAGAGAAACACAUGAAAAUCUACCGUGGAGCACAAGAAUGAAUAUUGCGGUGGAAACAGCUAGUGCAUUGAAGUAUCUUCAUGCUUCUAAUAUUAUCCAUAGGGAUAUCAAAACUAGCAAUAUUCUUCUUGAUGCUAAUUUUCAUGUUAAAUUAGCAGAUUUUGGAAUAUCACGCAUUUUUCCAUCAGACCAAAGCCAUGUCUUUACUAAUCCAGUAGGGACUCGUGGUUAUGUAGCUCCUGAAUACCAAAACCACCGUGAACUUACUCAUAAAAGUGAUGUAUUCAACUUUGGAGUGGUAUUGGUUGAGCUUAUAACAUCUAUCCCUGCUUAUGAUGCUUGUACACCUGACACAAAUCUUCAUAAAAUUGCUACCACGAGAAUCCAAAAUCAAACAAUGCAUGAACUUGUGGACAAUACCCUUGGAUAUGAUUUGGAUUCCGAUGUCGAGGAAAUGGUAAAUCUCGUGAUAGAGCUAGCUGGUCAGUGUCUACAUGGAUCCCGAGAGGCUAGACCUACCAUGCAUGAAGUUUUAAUAGCUUUACAGGAUAUUCAGCGUGUGGGUCAGAAUGACAUGCAACAUGCUGACGUGGACAUACAAGGCCCUACUGAUGAAAUUGAGCUGUUAGCACAAUCCACCACCACCUAAUUCUAGUUUACAAGUACAAUUAGUUAUUUGCUUAGAAAUAGUUUUGUGUGUUAAGUAAAGUUGUUAAGUUGCCGUCUCAAUUUAAUUACUUUUGCUAAUAUUACGAAUUGCUCCUGUUGUAGACUCAAAUUAGUUUAUUGUAAAUUGAGAAAUAUAAAAUGUUAUUUUGUUCUUUCAA
Lathyrus oleraceus (garden pea) is the source of this 2399-nucleotide messenger RNA. Its product is annotated as LEAF RUST 10 DISEASE-RESISTANCE LOCUS RECEPTOR-LIKE PROTEIN KINASE-like 1.2. The record is from RefSeq and is a predicted model, not a curated record. The transcript has 6 exons. The coding region runs from base 281 to 2221 and encodes 646 amino acids. Lineage: Eukaryota; Viridiplantae; Streptophyta; Magnoliopsida; Fabales; Fabaceae. Gene Ontology annotation, biological process: protein phosphorylation. Gene Ontology annotation, molecular function: polysaccharide binding; protein kinase activity; ATP binding.